Messenger RNA from Morus notabilis, 1412 nucleotides. RefSeq names its product F-box protein SKIP19-like. The transcript has 2 exons. The record is from RefSeq and is a predicted model, not a curated record. The coding region runs from base 120 to 1175 and encodes 351 amino acids. Lineage: Eukaryota; Viridiplantae; Streptophyta; Magnoliopsida; Rosales; Moraceae. Gene Ontology annotation, molecular function: protein binding.
UGUUUUUGUUCCAGUCGCACCAAAAGUCUUCUUCCAUUUCUUUCUUCCCGCCGAUUGAAACCCUAAUUCAGCCAACAACCCCAUUUUGCAUCCCUUGUUCUCCCGAGUUAUCCUCUUCCAUGGCGUCUUCUUCCUCCGGCCUUGGCGAUUCGUCGUUGAAGGACCGUUCCUCAGCGAGCGGCGUAGUUUCUCCCGAGGAACCUCUCCGGAACUGGCUGGAACUGCCACGGGAGGUGACGGCAUCGAUCUUCUCUCGGCUGGUCGCGACGGAGAUUCUGAAGACCAUUCAGUUUGUGUGCAGGUCGUGGUUCGACAUCUGCAAGGAUCCUCUGGUAUGGCGCAAAAUCAACAUGUAUAACCUCGGCGAAGCAGGUCUGAAUAUGGUGUUGGACAGGAUGUGCCGCCACGCCGUCAAUCGUAGCCGUGGAAAUCUGGUUGACAUCAACAUCGAAUACUUUGGAAAUGAUGAUCUCCUCAAGUACAUCACCGAUAGCUGUGAUCAAAUCAAACGCCUCCGGCUUGCUUGUUGCUAUUAUGUUUCAGAUGAGGGGUUGAUUGAAGCCAUUGCAAAGCUUCCAUUGUUGGAGGAGCUUGAUCUUACACUCUGCUCUUUUUCCCCGGAACCUAUAGAAGCUGCUGGCCGCUAUUGCCCUCGUCUAAGAUCACUGAAGUUGAAUUGCCAAGCUUAUAGACCUUGGCACAGGGACCCUGAUGAGGAGUUGGAGAUUAAUGAAGAGCCAAUUUCUAUUGCUAAACACAUGCCCGAGUUACGCCAUCUGCAGCUUCUUGGAAAUCCCAUGACUAACAUUGGGUUGGAAGCUAUUCUUGAUGGAUGUCGUCAUCUCGAGUCACUUGACUUGCGCCAGUGUCUCAGUAUUGAUUUGAAAGGAAAACUGGGGAAAAGGUGUAUGGAACAGAUUAAAUAUAUGCGGCUUCCUCAUGAAUCAACUAAGGGCUUCGAAUUUCGCAUUGAACCAGAUGCUGAUGAUUAUCCUUAUAAUUUAUCUGAUGAUUGUUAUGACGAUUUUGAUGGAGACUGGCACUCUUGUUGUUUUAGAGACGGUGAUUUCGUCUUUGAUGAGUAUCUUGAUGGCGAAUUUGAUGACUAUUCUGACUAUGGCAGCGGCGAUGGUUCCUUUGAUUAUGAUUAUUUUACUGUGCCUGAUGACUUCUGAUGAAUUUGUGAUUAAAUCAAGAAUCAGUGUGAAGAGGUGAAGAAUCACCGGUUACAAAAGAAGCAUAUGCAAAGAGUUGGGUAAAUCCUUGGGUAUUUAGAAUACUGAAUAGCUGCAUCCAUACAAGUAUUCUGUGUUUUCUGGACGAGUGUUGGCGGAAGCUUGAUAACCUAUAGUCAAGAAAUCUAAGGAUCCUCCUUACGCCUUUUUUUUUUUUUUGGUUGAAAUAAACACUAG